AUGAUGACGACGAUGAUGACAUUCACUCACCCAAAAAGAAAAGAGUUGCAAGUUCUGAUGAUGAAGAUGUUUUCAGAUGAUGACGAGAAUUUAGUGCGGAAACGGAAACGCAUUGUGAAUUCCGAUGACAGCGAUGAGGAUGAAAUGGGUUCCAAGAGAAACUUGCUCGACUCCGAUGACUCGGACGAUGACAUGGAUGAAGAGCAACGAAAAAAGAAGGAUGUUGAAGAAGACGCUGAAGCUUCUCAAGAUGCGGAGGAAGGUGAAGGUGAACCAGAGGAAGGGGAAGGUCACGCCGCUGGUGAAGAUGGCUAUGAAGAUUAUGGUAGACAUCGCAGAGAGGAAAAUGACGACAGGGACCAUACGUUAGUUUUAAAAUCGACUUUACUUCGAAAUCAGCUGUUGUUUAUUUUUCUAUCUAUCUCCGGACAUUAAAC
Strongylus vulgaris is the source of this 437-nucleotide messenger RNA. The record is from the annotation of a GenBank genome assembly. NCBI's taxonomy places the organism in Eukaryota, Metazoa, Nematoda, Chromadorea, Rhabditida, Strongylidae.